Acanthisitta chloris (rifleman) is the source of this 441-nucleotide messenger RNA. Its product is annotated as zinc finger protein DPF3. The transcript has 4 exons. The record is from RefSeq and is a predicted model, not a curated record. Lineage: Eukaryota; Metazoa; Chordata; Aves; Passeriformes; Acanthisittidae. Gene Ontology annotation, cellular component: nucleus. The annotation marks the transcript as partial.
AAGUUGAUCUGCCUCUGAAAAAAGAUGGGUUCACCUCAGAAAGUACCACUCUGGAAGCUUUGCUGCGUGGAGAGGGAAUAGAGAAAAAAACAGACACUAAAGAGGAAGACACUAUACAAGAAAUCCAGAGGGUUUUAGAAAAUGAUGAAAAUGCUGAUGAAGUGAAUGAGGAAGAGGAUUUGGAAGAAGAUAUUCCAAAACGAAAGAACAGACCUAGAGGACGGGCUCGGGGAUCUGGAGGUGGCAGGAGACGGAAUGAUGCUGCCUCCCAGGAUGAUCAUGACAAACCCUAUGUUUGUGACAUCUGUGGCAAGCGUUACAAGAACAGGCCUGGGCUGAGCUACCACUAUGCUCACACUCACCUUGCCAGCGAAGAGGGUGAUGAAGCUCGUGAGCAGGAGACCCGCUCUUCUCCUGUCCACAGAAACGAAAACCACAAAC